Molecule: messenger RNA, 1645 nt
Organism: Physcomitrium patens
Lineage: Eukaryota; Viridiplantae; Streptophyta; Bryopsida; Funariales; Funariaceae
Product: GDSL esterase/lipase At4g16230
Molecular function (GO): hydrolase activity, acting on ester bonds
Source: RefSeq, a predicted model, not a curated record
GGACGAGCAUGUUUUAAAUGGCCCCUGAGCCAUUGAGCUGUCCUAGGCAAAGUUGUUAUACUAGAUCAGCUCCACUGAGACACCCAGCUCCAAGCUGCUGUAGUCUUAUCGGUGGCAGAGGAGCUAGCGAGCUUGGGACUGCUGUGGGAAUUCAGGUCGCACCUGUCUAGAAGGUAUGACAUCGAUCACAAAAGCUACAUUGUCUAGCGUGAGUCCACAAAACAGCAGCGUUAGCAUCCUUCCCUAUCAAAUCGCUGUCGAAGAUGGAGUUCUUAAGGUGCAGCUCAGCGAGCGUCGUCCCAUUUAUAUGGAUUUUGUUGCUAAUUCCGAGCAUAGCCAGUGCACAGAGACCGCCCGCGCUUUUCGUCUUCGGCGACUCGCUGUCGGAUCCUGGCAACAAUAAUUUUAUCAGAACGCUAUCAAAGGCCGAUUCUCCACCAAAUGGUAUCGACUUCCCCGGUGGUUUUGCUACCGGCAGAUACUGCAACGGACGUACCACUGUGGAUAUCCUUGGUCAGAAGGCUGGAAAGCAAGGGUUUUUGGUACCGUAUCUGGCACCUAAUGCCUCAGGACCUUUGAUUCUACAAGGUGUCAACUACGCAUCUGGAGCUGGAGGCAUUCUGGAUUCCUCUGGUUAUGUCCUGUAUGGGCGAAUUCCAAUGAACAAACAGUUGGAGUAUUUCGCUAACACCAAGGCCCAGAUAAUAGCGCAACUUGGAGAACAAGCUGGCAAUGAGCUCAUUAGUUCUGCAUUAUACUCGUCGAACCUUGGUUCCAACGAUUACUUAAACAACUACUAUCAACCCCUCUCCCCCGUUGGAAAUCUCACUUCUACACAGCUUGCAACUCUGUUAAUAAAUACGUAUCGUGGCCAACUCACGAAACUGUACAACUUGGGAGCUAGGAAGGUUGUUGUGCCGGCGCUAGGUCCUCUAGGCUGCAUUCCCUUUCAGCUCUCCUUCCGGCUCAGCAAGAAUGGCGAAUGCAGCGAGAAAGUGAAUGCCGAAGUGAGAGAAUUCAACGCUGGUGUGUUCGGUUUGGUGAAGGAACUGAACGCUAAUCUUCCCGGUGCCAAGUUUAUCUACCUAGAUUCAUACAAAAUUGUCAGUGAAAUGAUUGCCAACCCAAGAGCGUAUGGAUUUACGGUUGCUAACGUUGGAUGCUGCGGUGCUGGUGGUAAUUACAAGGGAGUUGUGCCAUGCUUGCCCAACUUUAACAUCUGCCCCAACCGGUUCGAUUAUCUUUUCUGGGAUCCUUAUCACCCAACCGACAAAGCUAAUGUGAUCAUUGCAGACAGAUUCUGGAGCAGCACUGAAUAUUCUUAUCCCAUGAAUAUUCAGCAGCUCCUUAUGUCGUAGCACUUCCACUGAUUUUAACUCGCGAAAGCGAGCUUGACAAUUACAACACAACUAAUUCUCCAAACUAGAAUGUGUAUCCAUUUUGUACUAGGAUUAGGGUUUGUUUCCAGCAGAUAAGUUUUUCAGAAGCAGAUUAUAGGGUGAGAUGUGUUGAUGGAAUCUUUCUUAGGUGACUAUCAACGACUUGGCGACUAGUAGAUAUGGUCUAUUAAUUGAGCGUAUCUAAGCGCAUCAUAAUAAAGAUAAUUGCCGAGAAGAAGGUGGUAGCAACGAAUGACGUUAAAGCA